AUGGAGAUUUAUGCAGACAUACCUCUCGAACUGAGAGGAUUUAACGAAACUAGUCUUGUGGACGAUGAUAACUUCGGACCUUUUUACAAGGUCCCAGGGAAAACAACAUUCGAUUUCACACUCCUCUUCGAAGAAACCAUUCUCUCUAUCAUACCUUCGGUUUUCUUGUUAAUUUUGAUACCACCGCGAAUUCAGCACCUAUGGGAAUCCCCACAAAAAGUAAUCAGAAGUCAUCUUCUCACCACCAAAAUCAUCCUCCUCUCCAUUUUCAGUAUCCUCCAAAUCGUGAACGUAAUCGCGAUUUCCCACUCCUCCUUUAAAACACGUGCCUCGCUACCCGCGGCUCUCCUCGCACUCAUCGCCUCUCUCGGUCUGUGCAUUCUAUCCUAUUUUGAACAUAGUAGAAAUAUUCGUCCCAGCUCGAUUAUUAACGCAUAUCUCUUUUUAACGUUACCGUUUGAUGCCGCAAAGUUGCGAACAAGGUGGCUUCGCGGAGAUAAUGUAGCGGGUAACGCGAUUUCGACGUCUAUCUUGGGAGUUAAACUCCUGCUUUUGAUUUUGGAAGCGAAGGGGAAAAGGAAGAUUCUUUUCCAGAGAUAUGAGUAUCUUUCGCCAGAAAGUACGAGUGGAUUGUUUGCGAGAAGCUUGUUUUGGUGGUUGAAUCCACUUUUUAGGUUGGGGUUUGAAGGAGUGGUUAGGGACGAGGAUUUAUUCGUGGCGGAUGGAGAGUUGUUGUCGGAUGCUUGUGAGGAUAGGUUGAGAAAAUAUUGGAGAAAACGUCUGAAAUCCACUUCUAGCACGAAAUAUCCUCAAAAUCACACUUUGAUGUGGGUAAUGCUACGAGCAAUGUUAGGACCACUUACUGCAUCCAUUCCACCACGUCUAGCAUUAACAUUCUUCCGCUUCAUGCAACCCUUCCUUAUCAACAAAAUUGUCUCUCUCGUUAGUAAUCCUGACUCUGAAACAUCCAGCAAUGGCUGGGGUCUAAUCGCCGCUUCCGGACUCAUAUACAUCGGUUUAGCCCUUACAGCAAGCGCAUCUCAACACAAAGCCAAUCGCAUGACAACCAUGGUACGAGGCGCUCUCAUCAGCGCCAUCUAUUCUCACACCCUCGAACUCUCGCUACCAAAUCUCGACCAAUCCGCAGCAGUGACUCUCAUGUCUUCAGAUGUCGAACGUAUCUGUGUCGCUUUACAACCAAUCCAUAAUCUCUGGGCUAGUCCCCUCGAGAUCGCACUAGCGAUAUGGUUACUACAGAGAGAGAUUGGCAUUGCGCUUUUAGGUCCAUUGUUCGUAACAAUCAUAGCGGUUUCAGGCCCGUUUUUCAUGGCUAAAUAUAUGGGCGCUGCGCAGAAGCUUUGGAUGGAUAGAAUUCAGAUGAGAAUCGAUAUGUCGAUGAAAAUGCUGCAAUCCAUAAAGGGAGUUAAGAUGUUAGGUCUUAGCGAGAAAAUAUCGAGUAAGAUUUCUCAACUUAGAGAAAAGGAGAUCAGGAAUUCUCUGAAGAUGAGGGGGCUGUUUGUGGUUAUGAUUGCUUUCGGGAAUAUGUCUGAUAUUUUCGCACCCGGUGCGGCGUUUAUCAUAUACGUUAUCGCGGCUUCGGUGAAUGGGAAAGCUUUGGAUGUUUCAUCAGCAUUUACUGCUUUGUCGCUUAUUGCAUUGCUGGUUGCGCCCAUUCGAGCGAUCGUGUUUGCGGUUCCGCCACUUAUUGCUGCGGUGGGAUGCUUAGAUCGUAUUGAGAGCUUCCUUACUUCGGCUGCGAAGAGGGAUCAUCGUCUUGUAUUGCCGCAAGCGCAAGGCUUAUCAAGUGGUCGUUUCAGGCUUGGGAUAUUGUCUAGGAAUGUAUCUGCGGGUUCUGAGAUUGAGCUUGAGAAUCUGACAGUACGAGAAGAUGGUUCUGAAUCAUCGGCAACGAUUGCUGUGAAGAAUCUAUCUCUCGCUUGGUCAACUGAGUCCCCUGCAGUAAUUACCGAUGUGUCAUUCUCCGUUCUACCCGCCACUCUGACAAUGAUCAUCGGACCAAUUGGCAGCGGGAAAUCUAGUCUUCUAAAGGGUCUUUUAGGGGAAAUUCCUUUCACAAAAGGAAACAUAUAUAGCAACCACUCUCAAGUUGCAUUUGUGGAUCAAACCUCUUGGAUUCAAAAUUGUAGUAUUAGAGAUAAUAUCAUUGGCACUAGCGACUAUGAAUCUGCAUGGUAUCAAAGAGUCAUGCAUGUUUGUGCUUUAGAGAAUGAUAUUGAAGGAAUGGCAGAGGGGGAUAAUACUAUUGCGGGAUCUGGAGGAGCUGCGCUUUCGGGAGGUCAGAAGUUGAGGAUUGCACUUGCUCGAGCAGUUUACUCCCGUCAUAAAAUCUUGAUGUUGGAUGAUGUAUUCAGUGGUCUGGAUAUCGUUAGUGAAGAACAGAUUUUUACUCGCUUACUCGGUAGACACGGAUUACUUCGUCAAUUGAGUAUUACGACUAUACUAGCUACUCAUGCGGCACAUCGUUUAUCAUAUGCGGAUCAUAUCAUCGCUCUGAGUAUUCAUGGUACAGUCGCCGAACAAGGAACGUUUUAUGAUCUAACUAGGAAGAAUGGAUAUGUGUCUAGUCUUGCAAUGAACCAGGUAGAGACAGACACGUCUAAGGAGUCUGAAUCUGUGGAUAUGAAAGAUAAUGAUGACACAGCGAGACAAAUUGCGAGUGCAGAUCUCGAGCGUCCGAUUGGGAAUUGGGCGACUUAUCGAUAUUAUUUUGAGAGUUUAGGAUGGUGGAAUAUGGGAAUGUGGAUGGGGAUAAUGGUCUUUUAUUCUUUACUCUUGCAGUUUCCUAAACUCUGGAUUAAAUUCUGGACAAGUGCUAUUACCAUUCAUGGAAAUUCAAUUAAUGGUUUCUAUCUCGGUAUACUUAUAGCUGUCGAAGUAACCUCCAUGUUUCUGCUCAUGAUCCUCACCAGUACACUUCUCCUGAAAAUGAUACCCCGAUCUGCCGCCAUCUUACACACCGCACUUCUCACCACCAUCUCCAACGCUCCUCUCUACUUCCUCACGAAAACAGACACGGGAUCAAUUAUCAACCGCUUGAGUCAUGACCUCUCGGUCCUCGACUCCGAACUCCCCAUCGCGUUUCUAAUCGUCAUUAACAACAUUUUCACAUCCCUCAUUCAAGCUCUCCUCAUCUGUAUCUCUGCCUCCUAUUUCUCUCUCGCACUCCCUUUUAUCCUCCUCCUUGUCUACCUCCUCCAAAAAUAUUAUCUCCGUACCUCUCGACAAAUCCGCCUCAUGGAUCUCUCAUCCAAAGCACCCCUUCACACACAUUUCCUCGAAACUCUCAGUGGACUCCUCACCAUUCGCGCAUUCGGUUUCCACACCGUCAUGCAAAAACGCCAUACAAAGCUCCUAGACAAUUCCCAAAAACCCUUUUAUUUACUCUACUGCAUCCAAGUAUGGUUGAUGCUUGUCAUCGAUCUUUUAGUUGCCACAUUAGCGAUUCUGCUCGUCGCGCUAGUGGUGAAAUUGAGAUAUACCGCUGAUGCGGGAUUAGUAGGUUUGGCGUUGGUGAAUAUUAUGGGAUUUAAUACUACGCUUUCGGCGGUUAUUAUUCAUUGGACGGCGACGGAAACGAGUGUGGGGGCGGUUGAGAGGAUCAGAUCGUUUGUGCGUGAGACUCCGGAUGAGAAUCGAAAAGAAGAUGAGGAUAUUGGAGAGGGAGAAAGAGAUGGAGAGAUAGAGGUGCCGGAAGAUUGGCCCAGUAGAGGUGCAAUUCGAAUUGAAAAUAUAACAGCAUCGUAUUCCAAAGAUCAAGAACCAUGUUUGCGAAACAUCAAUCUUGAUAUUCCCGCAGGUCAAAAGAUCAGUAUAUGCGGUGCUUCUGGCGCGGGAAAAUCAUCUUUCGUCGCGCUUCUUUUGCAUAUGCUGGAAGUACAGCAGGGAUCAAUAACGAUCGAUGGAAUUGACAUUCUCAAGAUUCCGCGACAGAUUCUGCGAGAACGUAUGAUUGUUAUACCCCAAGAUCCAGUCUUUAUCAAUGGUUCGCUUCGCCAGAAUCUCGAUCCCUUUUCUCUGCAACAGGAUGAUGUGGAAGUUAUAGGUGUUUUAGAGAAAUUGGGACUUGUUCUCCCGGGUGUGAUUGACAUCGAGGGACUUUCUGAUAGCUUUGAUUCGAAUAUUUUAUCGCAUGGGCAGCGACAACUCUUUUGUCUGGCGCGCGCGGUGCUUAGGUAUAGAUGGAUAGAGAGGGUGAAGAAAAGGUGUCCGAUUGUGGUUAUGGAUGAGGUGAGUGCGAGUGUGGAUGUGGAGACGGAGGGGGCGAUGAAGAGGGUUGUAGCGGAGGAGUUUGAAAGGGCGACGGUGCUGGGGGUUGCGCAUAGGGAGGGGAUGAUUGGGGGGUGCGAGAGAAUGAUGGUUUUUGCGGAGGGGAGAGUGUUGGAAGAUGGGGAGUAA
Messenger RNA from Botrytis sinoallii, 4416 nucleotides. RefSeq lists its product as uncharacterized. Gene Ontology annotation, cellular component: membrane. The transcript has 5 exons. NCBI's taxonomy places the organism in Eukaryota, Fungi, Ascomycota, Leotiomycetes, Helotiales, Sclerotiniaceae. The record is from RefSeq and is a predicted model, not a curated record. Gene Ontology annotation, biological process: transmembrane transport. Bases 1 to 4416 code for a protein of 1471 amino acids. Gene Ontology annotation, molecular function: ABC-type transporter activity; ATP hydrolysis activity; ATP binding.